GUCGACCACACCAACAACAACCAUGCGCUGGAAGGUCCGCCCAACACGCAGUGAGUGGGGAUGCGUAGUGGUGUUGGAGAGGUGCUGACCGUGAUUUUUGCUGCAAAUUCGCCGUCCCCGCCUUUCUGCUCAUCUCACUGCAUGACACAUCAUCCGACUCGGUAUCUCUGCCGCUCGACGUCGCUGCGUCGCACUUCCUUCAUCACUGCUCUCGGACAUCUCUCCUUGCCCUCUUCCUCUCCCUUUCCUAACGCCACCUCUGACUUAGACACCGCGCCACCCCCGUGCGCCGCCGAGCUCGCCGCGAUGCUCGCGUGCUUCGCGGCCACGUCGGACCUGCGCGCGCAGGGCGAAGGGACGAACGGGUGCGCGUCCGCCGCGCGCCAGCUGCACGCGUGCAUGAAGAAGGGCGGGGGCUCAGGGAAGAAGCAGAGCUCGUCGAUCAACUACCUCCUCUCCCGCGUCAAGUAACCCGUCACGAUACGCUUGUAUCCCUGUAUACCAUGCACAGCAUUCACGCCUC
Cutaneotrichosporon oleaginosum is the source of this 523-nucleotide messenger RNA. RefSeq lists its product as uncharacterized. The record is from RefSeq and is a predicted model, not a curated record. Lineage: Eukaryota; Fungi; Basidiomycota; Tremellomycetes; Trichosporonales; Trichosporonaceae.